GAAUCGGCAAAGGAAAAAGCGGUUGCCACUUGCUAUGACAGAGGAAACAACUGCCUCUGUCGGUCUUCUUUGUUAGUGUUUCUACUCCAGUCGCUACUGCGAAACAAAACUCUCUUUCCCCUCUCUAUCCAUGCCAAAAUUCUACUAGCUCCGGUAGCAUCUGCCAUGGGAAUACCUUCUUUCUUCAGUUGGCUCGUGUGCAAGUACCCAAACAUCGUCUCCUCUGCCUACGAAAGCGAUGAUGACGACGACGAAGAAGAAGGCGAUGACACUGCCAAAGAAGAAAACAACAGCGCUGACAAAGAAGACGAACACGAUGGCAAAGAAGAAGAUGGUGAGAAAUCAUCCGCGACCGGUUCCAGUGAGGAGCGCAUCAUCUUCGACAACCUCUACCUUGACAUGAAUGACAUCAUCCAUACUUGCUCCAGCCCGAAAAACAGAAAGUUUUUGUCGCACAUGGUUGAUUACAUAGAUUUCUUGUUCUGGAUCGUCAGGCCGAGGAGGCUCCUUUACUUGGCAGUUGAUGGUGUUGCCCCUCUCGCCAAAAUGAACAAGCUGCGACAGGGUUACUUCAAAACUACCAAGGAUGAUACAGAUUCGGAGGUUGAAGCGAAGCUCUUGACAGACAUAUUCAAAGCUCAAGGGAAGGAGGUGGAACCGCGAGAGACAUACGAGUUUCAAGAUCCUACUGUCAUCAUGCCAGGCACAAAAUUCAUGGAGACAAUAUCAGGAGCAUUGGAGUACUACAUCCGCCGUCGAAUCAGUACUGAUCCCUGGUGGAAAGACAUCAAGGUGAUAUUAUCUGAUGCAAAUGUUCCUGGAGAAGGGGAGGACAAGAUCAUGUCUUUCAUUCGUGCACAACAGAGCAUGGAAAGCUAUGAUCCGAACACUCGUCAUUGUAUAUAUGGGCAUGAUGCAGAUCUGAUUAUGUUGGCUUUGGCGUCUCACGAAGUUCAUAUUUCGAUCUUGCGGAAGAAACCACAUUCAACAGGAGCAAGUCCCAAGGGCAGGCCACCCAAUGAACCGCAUCAGUUCCUAAACGUAUGGGUUCUGAGAGAGUACUUGGAGCUUGAAAUGGCGGUACCAGCUUGGAAACAUGACACUGAGAGGCUAAUAGAUGACUUCAUCUUUAUUUGUUUAUUGAUGGGAAACGAUUACAUUCCACGGAUUCCCUCACUUGAGAUACAUGAAUUCGCAGCUGAUCUCCUCAUUCAAGUGUACAAAAUAACUUUCAAAGAAAUGGGAGGUUAUAUUGUCAACACAGAAAAAAUCGAAGAUAAACAUGCUGCGUACCUCGAUGUCUCAAGGUUGGAGAAGUUCUUGCAGGCACUGUCCUUGAGUGAAGAGAAAAUUUUCCUCAAAAGAUUUGAACUGCGGCAGAAGUUGCUGUGCAGGAUACAACGUCAAGCUGCAGAAAACAAAUGGAAGGAAAGAAACUCUGACAAUGUGGAAGAAAGCCCCGAUGGCUCAGACCCAGCUUCGAAGAUGGUUUUGACACAAGGCAGUACUUCUACUUGCAUCUCUGAUAAGUCCGAUGUUGAAAUGAAUACCGCAGAGCUCUGGAGAAAUGUGGAUGAUAUUCUAAAAGAUAAGGAUGAUCUUUUUAAAAAUGGAGCCUGUAGCCAUGACAGGAUAAGACUGGGCUCACCAGGAUGGAAACCCCGAUUCUACAGAGAGAAGUUUAGUGCUGAAACUUGUAUCGAAAUCGGAAGGAUACAGACUGAAAUGGUUCAGAAGUAUUUAGAAGGAUUAUGUUGGGUGCUUCAAUGCUACUUUUCCGAAGUACCGUCAUGGAACUGGUACUACCCAUUUAAUUAUGCUCCUUUCGCAUCUGAUCUCAAACUUCUGGAUCAAUUCAAGAUAUCUUUCACCAUGGGAAAACCAUUAAAACCAUUUGACCAGCUAAUGGCGGCUUUGCCACCAGAAAUGCAUGUCCUGUCAUGUGCCCUUCCAAAAUGUUACAGUAAAUUAAUAGGCUGCAAAGAGUCUAUAAUACAAUUGUUCUAUCCGCCAGAGCUUGAAAUCGAUGCAGACGGGAAACGUUUCUUGUCACAAGGUAUUGCAAAGUUACCAUUCAUAGAUGAGAAACUGCUGCUUUCAGCCACCAAAACGGUCGAGAAAGAUCUGACGGUGGAUGAGAUGGUACGGAAUACUAUUCGGCAAGAGAGGAUCUUUCUGAGGAACUCAAACAAUCUGGCAAAUGCUGCAGCAUUUGUUGCACUGUCUGACGACUCGCAGGAAAAGCUUCCGAUAUCCACUAGUGAUAUCAGCGGAUGGUUAUCUCCAGAUGUUGGUGCUCCAAAUAUCUUCUUUAACCGUUUACGGGCCAUCAAAGACGACCAGACGAUAUCAGCAGUGUUUUUCAACCCCGAGGCAGUGAAGCCGAUCCCCAGACUGCUGGACAAUGUCAUCCUACCUGACAAGACGGUAACUGAAUCUGACAUUCCGAAGAGGCCGCUGUGGUACACGUACCCAGGCGCAAGGCUGCCGCUGGUCACCCGAAAGCCAGAUAACCUGUGGAAGGCGAGCUCGCCGGCGAUGCCGAAGGAGGAGGUGAAGAACGGCGGAACGGGGUGGUUGGGUCGGGGCAGAGGAAGCGUCGCUGCCGUGGCCAUCGCCGCCGAGACGCAGCAGAUCGGGAGGAGCAGCUGCGGGAGGGAGAAAGGUGACGCCGAGACGCUGCCGCAGAGGAGCGGCGGCGGCGGCUACGGGAGGGGUUCCCACGGGGUGGCCGCGACGCAGAGCCGAGGCGGCAGGUUCGACGGCGGCGACGGCGGUGCGUACAGCUCCCGACCUGGAGGAGCUUGGGCAGGAGGCGGCAGUGCGGUGCAGAGGGAGCCGACAGCGUGGCGGCCGGCGGGGGCGUGGGCGAGAGGAGGCGGCCGUGGCGGUGGCGGUGGCAGGAGCGGGCAGCCCCGUGCUUGGUAGACCUAUUUUUUCUUUGGAAUGUGUAAAACUGAUGAAUCGAUGUUGCCGUAUCUUUCUACAGUAUAAUUUUUAAACGU
Molecule: messenger RNA, 3005 nt
Organism: Lolium perenne
Lineage: Eukaryota; Viridiplantae; Streptophyta; Magnoliopsida; Poales; Poaceae
Product: 5'-3' exoribonuclease 3
Biological process (GO): nuclear-transcribed mRNA catabolic process
Cellular component (GO): nucleus
Molecular function (GO): 5'-3' RNA exonuclease activity; RNA binding
Source: RefSeq, a predicted model, not a curated record